AUGGUCUUUGGUGCCCCUCACUCAAGACGCUGGAUGGCCGUUGCUGCAUCAUCGCUGACGCUUUUGAUGUCCUUGAACGUCACACUCGCCGACGACCUGUGCUCCAUUGCACCGAACUCGUACGCCCAAGCUAAAAUCGAUUACCCAGAAUUUUUAAAGGCACUGGACGCUCUCGAGCAACAUGCCAUUGCUGCGUGGUUCACGGACCGCAUGAGCAAUGACGAGCGAGCUACCAUGCUUUCCAGUAUGCUGAAGCAGUGUUCAGAGGAUACACGCCUCAGCAUUGUCGUGUACGGCAUUCCCAACAAGGACUGUGACGCAGGGCUAUCGUCUGCAGGAAGCGUGAAGAGCGUUAAAGACUAUAAAGCUUUCUUAAAGGAGCUUACAGAAGGUGUCGGCGACCGCAAGGUACUCUACGUGGUAGAGCCGGAUGCGGUUGGUCUUUUAGCCAAGGAGGGUGGCUGCGGUUCGUCAGCAGGGUAUCUUGACAACCUUAAGCUUGCAGUAGAAACGCUGUCUGCGAACGCCAACGCGGAGCUGUAUGUUGAUAUCGGCUACUGGAUGCUCGCUGAUUCGACGAAUGCAGCCAAGACUGCUCCGAUCAUGCAAGAGCUUGGAAAAUGCGGUCGAGUUAAGGGCGUGGUCAUCAACACGUCGAACUACCGUUCCAAUGACGAGUGUACCACUUACUGCACGAAUUUUCAGACGGCAAUGGGAAACAAUGAUAUGACCUGCAUUGCCGAUACGUCUCGAAACUUCAAUGGGUGUCCUACUAACGAUUGGUGCAACGUUCCCACUGCUGGUAUUGGUAAGCCACCAUCAUCAGAGACAGGCUUCUCAAAUUUAGACUACUUUAUGUGGAUCAAACCGCCCGGAGAGAGCGAUGGACAAUGCACAAGUGACGCUCCUCAGGCAGGAUCAUUUUUUCCCGAAAGCUUUACAAAGCUUUGGAACAAAGGUUACUUUGUAAGUGAAGGUGGCAUGAAAACCAUUGCCAAUGUCACGGGCGAUGCGACGGAGACGAGCACCGAAACUGGUACACAGGCUACGGGUAGUUACGUGGACCAAACUACGCCAAUCGUAUCCACUGCGGGCACGGUUGCCUCAGCAAACAUCGAUUCGGCUCACAACUUAACGUCGACGCCAUUGUCGGUGUACUCUGGUGCUAGCCAGGACGCUAUAACCACGCAAGGUACGGCAGCGAUUUCCAACAACAUCGGAUCAAGUCCGACGAGCAGUCAGUUAGGUACGCAGAAUGGAUUGGGCAGUCAAACUACACAAGUCAGCAGCCAAGUUGGCACGAAGUAUGAUACAUCCCUGGCUGUACAGGAUUACAACAGCUCCGAGCGAUGUCUGCCGUAG
Messenger RNA from Peronospora belbahrii, 1362 nucleotides. Lineage: Eukaryota; Oomycota; Peronosporomycetes; Peronosporales; Peronosporaceae. The record is from the annotation of a GenBank genome assembly.